Kickxella alabastrina is the source of this 798-nucleotide messenger RNA. RefSeq lists its product as uncharacterized. The transcript has a single exon. The record is from RefSeq and is a predicted model, not a curated record. NCBI's taxonomy places the organism in Eukaryota, Fungi, Kickxellomycota, Kickxellomycetes, Kickxellales, Kickxellaceae. Bases 109 to 729 code for a protein of 206 amino acids.
UGCACUACCACUACCAGCUCGCACGCGUCGCCGCAGGGAUUCAAAAGAGUAGUUGAAGACGAAAUAGUAACCCUCACCAGCAUCUCCAUAAGCACCGUACAUAUUCCGAUGCAGAGAUCGAACAUGCUGCCCACUCACACUGCAACUUCCACAUCGCUGACUCGGGCCACGUCUGUAGCCGAAGUUCAUAGCGCGCCAGAGAGCAAUAUGGCGGGAUCAAUUACAGCUACCUCAUACAUGCUGCGGGUUGGUGGAAACUUGACUUCAGGCGGGCCGAUCGGCGUGAAUAUCGAGUUUACCGAGCCCCUGCGCAUGAUAUGGCGUGACAUCGAGGUCGGCGUCAUAGAGCGCCCGGAGAGCAUCCACAUACCGGGCAAAGGAACGGCGCAGUGGACAUGGCCGGACUUUGAAGUCCUCAUCCCCAAUUCGAGCGGCGACAAGUCUGCUGUAGUUCAGCGCCGCAUGCAAGACGGCAGCGCAGUGCUUGGCAGAGCAUCCACAGACAACACGCGCGCUGACAUUGAUCAGGCUGGGUCUGCACACGAAGGCCUGACCAACUGGUUUGGUGCCAUCAGUGCGCACCGCUCGUUCACCAUGCUGUGGAAGUCGCGCGUCAGGGUUUCUGCUAUUGGAUUGCACACCGACAACAUUACGUUUGAAAAGCUUGUGAAUGUCGUUUGCGGCGAGUCUGGGAGCUGCACCAUCGACGGCACAUCAUUUGUGAGCUAGGCCUUUUUUCAAUUAUUUUUAGUUAUAAUAGUUAUCUUUAUUUAAUCUUGAUAGUAAAUUACAUUUUGC